UACUUUUGCAAUGUAUAGGCGUGACUUGAAGUAAACCGGGAGGGUCUCGUGGAUGUUUUUGCAGAACCGCACCGUGACAGCAGAAAACAUAAGAAGCUGCAGGACAUUCCAAGAUCUUCUGCGGUUGCUGUGCCAUCCUGAAUGGUUACUGUUGUGAUCUUCUUGGGAGAAUGAAUGAAGACAGCUCAGUCAAAACAUCUACAGAGAAGACUAGCAGCCCAGUUUGUGUCGGUACAGAAGAUGAUCUGAAAAAACAACGAAAAAUGAUGGUUACUGUCCAUGGCAGAGAAGUUGUUAUUUUCUGUCAUGCUGGAAUGUUUUAUGCUAUGGACUGCCGUUGUUAUCAUGCAGGAGGUCCUUUACAUCUUGGAGAAAUAGAGGAUUUCAAUGGACAGCCUUGCAUUGUUUGUCCCUGGCACAAGUACAAAAUAACUUUGGCUACUGGUGAAGGACUGUAUCAAGCAGUAAACCCGAGAGAGCCGUCUUCAUCUCCAAAAUGGCGAUCAAAAGGAGUAAAGCAAAGGACUCAUAGUGUUGCUGUUGAGGGUGGAAAUGUUUAUGUAACUCUUUCAGAUUUAGACUGCCGUAAAGAUUCUGAUUACUAUGCAGACAAGUUUAAUAAGAGGAUAAAUUAUCCUGUGAAAAAAUGAUACAUUCUGUGCUUCUUAAUAAGUUGUGUUAAAAUAAAAUGACCUUAAUAAAUUAUAUUAAUCAUGUAAAGGGACAUAAUGUUUAGAUGCUGAUACGAUAUCAAAUCAAUAAGAUUAUAAACAAACCCCCAGCCUCUUUCAAAAGUGAGAAAACAAAGAUAUAUUGAUGUCUUUGUGAAGAAAAGAUCAGUAGAGUAUGUAUGUAGAAAGUAUGCAAAAUGUUGAAUUUUUUAACAUUGAUACAAUUAAAGCUUUAAACUUUCAUGUUCAAA
Messenger RNA from Anolis carolinensis (green anole), 922 nucleotides. It is a transcript of the gene rfesd, whose product is annotated as Rieske Fe-S domain containing. The transcript has 5 exons. Gene Ontology annotation, molecular function: 2 iron, 2 sulfur cluster binding. Bases 171 to 650 code for a protein of 159 amino acids. The record is from RefSeq and is a predicted model, not a curated record. NCBI's taxonomy places the organism in Eukaryota, Metazoa, Chordata, Lepidosauria, Squamata, Anolidae.